Messenger RNA from Morus notabilis, 1175 nucleotides. RefSeq names its product WD repeat-containing protein VIP3. NCBI's taxonomy places the organism in Eukaryota, Viridiplantae, Streptophyta, Magnoliopsida, Rosales, Moraceae. Bases 62 to 1015 code for a protein of 317 amino acids. The transcript has 2 exons. Gene Ontology annotation, molecular function: protein binding. The record is from RefSeq and is a predicted model, not a curated record. Gene Ontology annotation, cellular component: Cdc73/Paf1 complex.
UAAAACCCUCAAAAAACGACAGCGAGAGAGUGCUAAAGCAAAAACAAAGGCAGCGACUCCAAUGAAACUCGCGGGGCUGAAAUCGAUUGAGAACGCCCACGACGAGUCCGUCUGGGCGGCGACGUGGGUCCCGGCGACGGAGGCCCGAUCGGCCCUCUUACUGACGGGAUCCCUCGACGAGACCGUCAAGAUAUGGAAGCCCGACGACCUCAUCCUCCAGCGCACCAACUCCGGCCACUGCCUCGGCGUCGUCUCCGUCGCCGCCCACCCCUCCGGCCACUUCGCCGCCUCCGCCUCCCUCGACAGCUUCGUCAGGGUCUUCGACGUCGACACCAACAACACCAUCGCCACCCUUGAGGCACCUCCCUCCGAGGUCUGGCAAAUGCGCUUCGAUCCCAAGGGUACUAUCCUAGCGGUUGCCGGCGGGGGUAGUGCAUCAGUCAAGCUUUGGGAUACUGCCACAUGGAACUUGGUUGCCACCCUGUCGAUUCCUCGUCCGGAAGCGCCGAAGCCCUCUGAUAAGAACAGCAGCAAGAAGUUUGUUCUGUCGGUUGCUUGGAGUCCUGAUGGGAAAAGACUUGCUUGUGGCUCAAUGGACGGAACCAUUUCAGUCUUUGAUGUAGGCCGUGGCAAGUUUCUUCACCACUUAGAAGGGCAUUUCAUGCCUGUGCGGACACUCGCGUACUCUCCUACUGAUCCACGGCUACUCUUUUCGGCCUCAGACGACGCCCAUGUUUACAUGUACGAUGCUGAGGGGAAAACACUUAUUGGGGCCAUGUCAGGCCACGCUAGCUGGGUGCUGAGCUUGGAUGUUAGCCCUGAUGGGGCUGCUAUUGCGACAGGCUCAAGUGACAGAACAGUGCGGCUUUGGGAUAUCGGCAUGAGGGCUGCCGUGCAAACAAUGAGCAACCACACCGACCAAGUUUGGGGAGUGGCGUUUGGUCCAGCAGGAGGACCUGGUCGACUAGCUAGUGUGUCGGAUGACAAGGGCAUAUCCCUCUACGACUACUCUUAAAUUCUUAAUGAAAGUGGCUCCAUGAAACUGACCACCCCGGAAGAUCUGUGAUUCUUGAGUUGCUGCUGCUUCUGGUGUUGCUAAAUUAUUUCUCAAAGAAAAUGUUGCCACAUAUUUCUUUCGUCUUCUGAUAUUACUACGUUCUUGUAAUUUAUUUUUA